Messenger RNA from Panicum virgatum (switchgrass), 935 nucleotides. Its product is annotated as pathogenesis-related protein PRB1-3-like. The record is from RefSeq and is a predicted model, not a curated record. Lineage: Eukaryota; Viridiplantae; Streptophyta; Magnoliopsida; Poales; Poaceae. Gene Ontology annotation, cellular component: extracellular region. The coding region runs from base 68 to 592 and encodes 174 amino acids. The transcript has a single exon.
UACACUGCUAGACUACUCUAUUGCUAGCUAGCUCUAGCCGGCCGGGGAACGAACACUGGUCUUCGCCAUGGAGUGCACCUCAAGAACCAGCAGGCUCUCGUGCUGCCUCCUCCUGGUCGGCGUCGUCCUGCUGGCCUCCUCCCCGGGCUCGGCGGCCGCGCCGCGCCGGCUGCUGCAGACCUGCCUAGGGCAGGACUUCGACGUGCCCCACGAGCACCUCCGCGCCAAGAAUAACGUGCGGCCGCUCAAGUACACGCAGGAGCUCUCCGACCGGGCGGCGGCGUGGGCCGCCCAGUUCAAGGACAACUGCGCCGCCGCCGCGCCCGCGCCGGGCAUCAACGUGUUCCUGGGCAACGCGGGCACCACCUGGCUGCCCAGCGACGCUGUCGCCGCGUGGGCCGAGGAGGAGCAGCACUUCGACUACGGCUCCAACACCUGCGCCGACGGCAAGGGCUGCGGCCGCUACACGCAGAUGGUGUGGCGGGGAAGCAAGGAGUUCGGCUGCGCCACCGUCGACUGCGCCUCCGGGGAGACGCUCAUGGCGUGCCACUACGAGCCGCAGGGCAACAUCAUGGGCCAGAGGCCCUUCUGAUCCGAUGCGAUGCGAUCCCUCGCCGGCCGCUGCCGCGCGCGCCGGAACACAGGGAGCUACGACAUGCAUGGGGCUUGCUAUAGCUCAAGAGCUACCACCAUGAACGCAACCAGCAAGGUGCCACUUUACCAUCGUUCCCUAAUCAUGCUUUGAGCUUUUUUACAUUUCCUCUUAUACCUAGCAAAUUAUUUGAUGUUGAGAGAGUUCAGUAGAUGAUAUAUGCCAUGAGAGUGACGAGCUCAUAGGUUUGUCCUCGUUUGUUUUGUUCAUGGCAUGAUCUCAUGAGAACCAAAUUAAUUAAUCUGUCGUCUCCUCGUAUCUCAACUUACCUUAUCUUUAUUCA